AAAUGAAUGUGGUUCUGUAGUAGCCAGUUGUUAAUGUGGUUGUGUAGUAGCCAGUUGUUGAUGAUAUUAUUCAAUUUCAUUUUUUUUUUUAGAAAUAUCGGAAAAUGACUUUAUGUUUUUAAAAACGGAUGUCUCAAGUUGGUAUGACAGCCACAACUCAAGUAUUAGUAUGUUCAAAGUGUUGUUUAGAAAUAAGAUAAACAAUGAUGAACUAUCAGAAAUUAAAGAUACAAUGGAGUUGUUGAAUAAAUUGGAGUGCUCUGAUAAUUUGAACACAGCAGAUCUUACUCUUUUGUAUAACACCAUCAAGAUAACACAACAUUUUGGGUUAAUACGACGGAUCUCAAAACAUAUACCGGCAAACUCAUUGCCGGAUGUUAAGAAAAUGCCAAUUUCAGAAUUCAGUGAGAAAAGGCAAAAACUAAUGAAAUUUGGGAAUGUACUAACUAAAAAGGGUGUGAGGUUGAUUAAUGGAUUGUAUAAUACUCCUCUCCAGAAUUACGAAAACAGCUGGAGUAUGAUUAUUGAUCUAGAAGAAAGAGACAUUAUUAGUGAAGGCGAAACUAUGAAGACAUUUAUUGAGAAUUUGGAAAAGCUUGAUCUUCCUCUGGCUGUGAAAGCAUUAAAUGAAGAGGCUGUACAUCACCCGAGACCAACUAAACCGAAGUAUGAAGAGGCUGUAAAGCACCCAAAACCAACUAAACCCAGGUCUCAAGCUACAACUUCAAGGCCCAACAGCAAGCGACCAAACAAAACUGAGUCUCGAGACGAGCCUAAACCCAAAAUUACACGUGUUCAAUCCGAACCAAGUCCUGAAAUCACUCAUCAAGAGUAUGUCCAACUAAAGUUUGUUGUGUCAAAGCACUGGAAUUAUGGAAGUAUUAAUAUGCUGAAAGUUUUACUAAGACAGUUUGUGUCACAAGUAGGUCAGGCAGAGUUACAGAACGCCAGAGAUGUAAUGGGUUUACUUAGAUUAUUGGAGGGAGUAGGUGUGGUCAACCGUUCAAACCCUGCAAUCAUUUUUGAAGCUGUUAAAAUUUGUCACCUUGAGGGGGUAGAAUCAGAGAUAAAAAAAAAUCUGUCCUACAUUCGAAAGUUUUACCCUAAAAAAUGUGAAAAUACGCAUAUUUUCCCGUUAUCGUCAAAAACUUAUCAAAUUUGGCAAAAUAUUGAAAACGUCUCCUGUUAAGACGAUUGGUGAAAUGCACAAAAUUGACGUGAGUGUACACAAAUGGGAUCCGUGGAUUUUAAUAUGUGUACUGGAAGAAGAAAAUGUAAUCAAACAUAAUUCAGCGAAGGAAUUUGUUGAAUUAUUAAGGAAGUACAAUAUGAAUGAUGAAGCGGAUAUAUUAGGCAGUAAAUUAUAAGCUGAUUGUCCAUCACUAAAGUGAUAUACUUGUGGCGUACUAUUUAAAAUUUUGAAAACAUUUUCUGAAAUUAAUCAGUUUUAUAACAAUUUUAUGUUGAAACGCAAACAGAAUGUAAAUAAUCAUAGCACGUUUUUUUUUUUUAGCAUUGUGCUAUGUUUAAUGUAGUGAUACCUGUGUCAGUGAUUUUUUGUAGGCCUAUGUUGCAUUACGUUUUGUAAUAAUUGUGUGAAUAUUUUCAAUAAAAAACAAUUGUUUUUAGUUGAUUUGAAACAAGCUUAAUAGAUAGAGUUAAGAAGGUAAAAAACUAAGCUGUAUACGAUAUCGAAUAUAUGAAACGUGUAGGCUGCCGGCACCUAGCCUCUGACGAUUAGUGCCAAAAAUUUUUCACAAAAACGUGAUGCAAUAAUGACAAAAUUAUUAUUUUUUAUUUUCGCUAAAUAUUUCAUCCGCUCCAAAUUGCUUUCCUAUUCUUCU
Molecule: messenger RNA, 1844 nt
Organism: Anneissia japonica
Lineage: Eukaryota; Metazoa; Echinodermata; Crinoidea; Comatulida; Comatulidae
Exons: 5
Coding region: 113-1189 (358 amino acids)
Biological process (GO): regulation of apoptotic process
Molecular function (GO): protein binding
Source: RefSeq, a predicted model, not a curated record